Molecule: messenger RNA, 2081 nt
Organism: Nelumbo nucifera (sacred lotus)
Lineage: Eukaryota; Viridiplantae; Streptophyta; Magnoliopsida; Proteales; Nelumbonaceae
Source: RefSeq, a predicted model, not a curated record
UGUAAUAGUUGGUCGGCAAGCUCACAUGGCGAUGGCGUUUGCAUCGUAUCAAACAGGAGAGAGAAAUAAAAACAGGAGAGAAGGAGGAUACUAGAAAUACCUCGAAAACGGAGACUCCGCUAUAUUUUCCUUCCGCUAUCCCUUUUUAGUUUUCUCUCCUUUUCAAUCCACCUUCUAAAAACCGGAGAUUGAGAGAGAAAAGGAAGAAAAUAAGGAAAAGAAAUCAAUAAAGCUUUUAUCAAAACAUCGACCAUUUUUUUCGCCAUGUCUGUGCGAAGGCGAACGUUGCUGAAGGUCAUUGUUCUCGGCGACAGUGGGGUGGGGAAAACAUCUUUAAUGAAUCAAUACGUACAUAAAAAGUUCAGUCAACAGUACAAAGCUACAAUUGGUGCUGAUUUUGUCACCAAGGAGCUUCAGAUUGAUGAUAAACUUGUCACUCUUCAGAUAUGGGACACAGCAGGGCAGGAAAGAUUUCAAAGUCUUGGAGUUGCAUUUUAUAGAGGAGCAGAUUGUUGUGUUCUAGUAUAUGAUGUUAAUGUACUCAGGUCGUUUGACACUCUUGACAAUUGGCAUGAAGAGUUUCUCAAACAGGCAAGUCCCUCUGACCCCAAGACUUUUCCAUUUAUAUUACUUGGAAACAAGAUCGACAUAGAUGGUGGAAACAGCCGAGUGGUUUCUGAGAAGAAAGCAAGGGAUUGGUGUGCUUCCCGAGGGAACAUACCUUACUUUGAGACCUCAGCAAAAGAGGAUCUCAAUGUUGAUGCUGCAUUCUUUUGUGUUGCAAAAACUGCACUGGCCAAUGAGCACGAGCAGGACAUGUGGAUGGCAGCAACCCUGGUUGAUUUCUAUAUUAAUGUUGUGGCUCUAUCGGCUUGGGUUGCAUACAAGGAAUCAAACUGGAUUAGUGCAGCAGCUUGGAUAAUUCUGCUAGUAUGUUUUGGCAGCAUUACUACUUGCACUUAUAUUGUUCUGCAACUCUUCAAGCUCUCACAUCAAGAUUCUUUACAAGAUCCCAUGUGCCAUAUUUUGUUGAGGCACAAAAAUAAGGAUGAUAUUGAAAGAAAUGGGAAGUUUUCCUUUGUUGUGGCUGCAAGAGUUCUUUUUAGCACAUUGGGUUGCUUAAUGCUGGGAACUCUGAUUUAUACUCUCUUAAUUGAUGGUCUCCCCUUCCGCAAAGAGCUUCUGACACCGUGGAUGGCCGCAACACUGGUUGACUUUUAUAUUAAUGUUGUGGCUAUAUCAGUUUGGAUUGCCUACAAAGAAUCAGGUUGGAUAGGUGCAUUCAUUUGGAUAGUUCUAUUAAUAUGUUUGGGAAGCAUUACAACUUGUUCAUAUAUUGUCAUUCAACUUUUCCAGCUCUCAUCAAAAGAUCCACUAUAUCUUAUGUUAUUGAAUGGUGGCAGCAGGAAUGGUUUUAAGAUGUUGGUCACAUCGCAAGUAACUCCUUGAAUACCAUAUUGUUCUCAGCUUGUGAUGGUGGGAAAGGCAAAACUACGUCAUGUCUUCGGUUUAUCAAAAAUAAAAUCUAAUAUUGAGCAAUUCCUGAAUUUGAUUCAGGCUGAAAACAUAUCUUCAAUGCAUCAUCUUCUUUCAAAGCUUGCAGGUUGAUGAUGAACGUAGUGUACCAUCAAAUAUGUUUCUGAUUUUGUACUCAUAUUAAUUCAAUCUUUAAUUGGGCUUGACAGAAAUAUGUAUUUCUAUAGGAAUUUGUCUCAAGGAAAUCUUCGGUAAAAUAUCUCCUAUUGACUAGUGAAGCAUUUUUUUUAUAUCCUUCCAUAUUUCUAUUUCUUUGCUCAAACAUUCUGCAGCCUUGGAGGCAUUAAAGUCCAUAAUUGUUUAUGGUAGGACAGAAAACAGGCUUGACAGAAGAUAAAAGGAGUAUUGAGUCAGAAGGAGAACAUUACGCUGAUCUGUUAUGCAUCGAAUGAUACCCAACAUUGAUCAUAUAUAUCCCAGUGUUCCAAUGGAUGUAUUACUUGUACAGAGUGGUUACAUGUUAGGGUUUUAGCAGAUCAACAUUGAUCUUGGACCAUUUUGUAUGAACAAUUUGCAGAAUAAACUUUGAUGCAUUUUUCUAAUUA